This is a messenger RNA of Schistocerca nitens (vagrant locust), 6992 nucleotides long. Its product is annotated as coiled-coil domain-containing protein 43. The record is from RefSeq and is a predicted model, not a curated record. NCBI's taxonomy places the organism in Eukaryota, Metazoa, Arthropoda, Insecta, Orthoptera, Acrididae. The transcript has 4 exons. The coding region runs from base 43 to 672 and encodes 209 amino acids.
UUGGAGUAUAAAGUGAAUACACUUCUCUGAUUUGGUGAAAAUAUGGCAGCUGGUGGGGAGGAUUUUGAUUCUUGGCUGAGUUUGAAACUGCUUGCUCUCAAUAUCGAUGAAGGAGUAUUUGGCUCUUACAUUAAAGGCAUUUUGGACGGAGAUGAAUCACUGGAGGAUAAAACAGAAGCCUUGGAAGGGAUUCUGUCAGAGAUAACAGAAAAUGGUAUUAGAAACCACUGCAGAGAGAUUCUGGAGAAGUGGCGAAACACUUCUCAGGCAGCUAGUUCGGUAAAGGAAGCGGAAGUUGCAGGAGCAGAAGCAAUGGACAUAAAACUGGCAAAACUCAUGGAAUCUCAAGCUCGUCCAACAACUGUUCAGAGAACUUACACAGAUGAGGAAAGAAGAAUUCGUGAAGCUAUUUUGGCACAGUAUAGUCAGAUGUCGGACCAAGACGACGAUGAGGAUGAUGGUGACAGAGGUGCUGAAGGGAAAGAGAAUGGACUUGUAAAGAACACUAAUGCCUCAGUUGUCCAGCAGGCUGAGAAAGAAAAAAGAGAAAAAGCAAAACUGGAAAGCCAGAAAAAGAAGGAAAAAGAUAGAGAAGACAGAGAGAAGCAGAAACAAAUUCAACAAGAAAAAAAGGAGAAACGCAAAACACAGAAGGGGGAGAGACGAAGAUAGCAAGAUCUCUCAAACAUCAAAUUACAUUGUAUGUGUUGUGCUGUGUUAAUUUAUUGCCAUUGGAUCAAUUAUGUUGAUUGUAGUACCUACAGUAUCCUUAAUCAGCUGUUUUAUCUCAGCUGCCUUUUAGGAUGUCCACAUUAGUAUUAGUGAGGGCACAGCUUGGGGUAUUACAAUGCCAUGUGUGGCUGCCACAAAUGGACAAUGUCUCUGCAGUAGACAUUUGAGUGAAAUAAAAUUGACUUUAUAAAGUGUAUCAGUUUUGUUACAUUUCAAUCAGUGGUUUUUUUCUCGUUGUAGUAAGACCUUUUCCAUAUCAGACAUUGUUAUAUUGUAAUUUCCUGUAAUGGAUUUCAAUACUUGUGAGAAGCAUUUUCUGUGUUACAUAUUUUUUAAUAAUAAUAAUAUUUUUAUUACUGUUGUUGACUUUUAUCGCCAUUGUUGCUAAUUAUUACUACUAGAAUCUCCAUCACUUGUCUUUCUUAUAAUUUCUCAUGUUGGAAGAAUUGAGAGUAAUUAGAAAAGUAAAAGUGUCUUGAUGUCAGGAUUAUGGGGAUCAUACAUGGUAAUCCUUUCAUAAAAUUAAGUUGUAUGUUAAUUAUUGCAUUCAAAUUAUAUUUAGAUUAUUUAUAAGAAAAUGAGCUCCUUUCUGGUAAUAAGAUUUUUAAGAACAAUCAGUAAAACAGUUUCUGUGUAUAACAAGAAUGAAAAUUUCUGGAUGGAGCACAGGAACAUAUAACAGAAAUACUGUUAACACUAGCUUUCGAGCACUAGUUCUCUUCCCAAUGGUAGUACACACAUUCACACACACGAUGAUGCAGACACCCACUCACACUCCGUACCCAUAGUGAGACUCAGUUUCAGAAAUUUUCCCUUAGUUUUUGUUGGCUGCAUAAAUCGUGCCUUGUUUGUGUUGUUUUGAAUGAAAGCCAACAAAUUACAUAAAAAACUAAUGAUUUGUGAUAAGGUAUGCUUUUUACAAGUAUUAUAUAAUUUUGUCAUUUUAAGACAGCUUUUAUCAUUGAUAUUGUUUUUAGUUUUGGGGGUGAUUACAGUUGCACAUGUGUCUCUAGCAUCUAUGCAGUUGUGUAAGGUUUAGUGGGGAGAGAGAAUAAGGGAAAGUUACUGAGGAGGAAUGAGAGUUAGUGCUCUUCAUCUGCAGAUUUAAAUUCAAAAUUAUCACUCAAGCCUUCCAAAGGGCAAAUGGUUUUUUAUGUCUGUUGUAAAGGAUGUUUUUGAAACUAGCAAUUAUACUAUUACUGUUCUUCUUGCAAGCAGUAAUAUAAAUUUUUAUCAGAAGUUUUUGUUCUACUCACUGGAGGUAGUGGAAAAUGUAUUCUUACUUGUUUGAAAUAUUUUUGUAAAAUUGAUAACCUGGAAGCUAAGGAGAAGCAGAUGUGUAUAAUAAAUUUAAAAAUGGGAAGGAGGGAAGGAAUGUAUUGCAUGAUACUUCUCACAAUAAUUUGUGUGGUGUUAAGUGGAUUCAGUUUGUUAAAUGCUUAUGAAUGGAAAUAGUAAAUUUGACUAACACGUUUCUACUGUUAAAAAUUGAACAGGUAAUAUCUUUUUAAACAUAUCUAUUAAUAAUUUGAAGUUGUUUCUAAACAAUCGCACAUGGUUUCAAUGUAUAGUCUGACUGAACAUUUCUUUCUACAUUCUGUAUUCUUAAUGAAAUCAACUGUGGGUAAAAGAUAGUGUGACUGAAGUCAAGAAAUGCUGGAAUUGUUACCAUAGAAGGAAGGAGGUUAUACUCUACAUCGUAUUGACGCAGAGUUCAUUAGUGAUUUAAAUAUUGUUAUAAUUUUAAGUAUGAAAUAUAAUUUCUGAGUAAUACUUUUUAAUUAAAAAAGGUUUUUAGUCCAGUAGAAACAGUAACAGCAUGGUAUAAAAAUCUUUAAGCCAUUCACUUAUAAAAUAGCAUGAUUUUAGAUUUAUUUUACAAAUGUGCUGUCUCUUGAACUUAAUUUAUGUAAAAUAUUGUGCUCUUAAUUCUGUGUGAAAAUAUCUACACUUAAAAUAAAACUUCUGAAUUGUGUAAGUACUACAACAGACACUAACUAAAAUGUGAGUAUGUUUUCAUAUCACAGUCUUAGUCUGGUUAACAUUCGGUUUUCUGUUAUUACUCAGUAUUCUUAGAGUUCAUCGUAAAAUAAAUUCCUGGUGUUACGUUUUGUCAGUUUAGCUUAGGGAGCUGUUUAUUAGAAAUACUCUUUCAACAAAUAAAGUUAUAUGCUGUUGGGCUUGGCUAGCACUUGUUUGGGUCACUGUUGUGUAUACUGAGCAGUGUUGGCAAGCAGGUGCACUCAACUCUUGUAAGACAAAUCGAGGAGCUACCUGAUUGAGAAGUAGCAGCUCCGGUCAUGAAAAUGGCCGGGAGAGUGGUAUGCUGACCUCAUGCCCCUCCCUAUUUGCAUCCAAUGAUGCCUAUAGUCCUGAGGAUGACACAGCAGUUGGUCAGUAUCAUUGGGUUACAGAAUUAAAAGUGCAUAGGUGGUCACUGAGGCACAUGAAUGGUGGGAGACACAUUGGUGCACUUAAAAACCAUGUAAGAUCACAAGGAUUUUUCUAACUUUACCACAUGCACAUGCUGUGGAGGUGAGGGGUAUACAUAGUUGGGUUUGUACUAAAAUUAGAAUAAUAAUUUGAGAGAUGAUGCCUAUUCUUUUACCAUCAUUCAUUUUAAGUGGCUAUCUGUACUAAUUUUUGAUAGCACAUCUAUCCUAUCAUUCCAGUAUAAUACUCAGUCCUCAGUGGAAUACAAACAAUGUAAAGAGUAAAGGUAACCUCUCACCAUACAGUUGAUAAAUCAUAAGGCAUAUGAACACACAGAAUAUUUUAUAAGCAGUCUGCCAGGUUUCCAUACAAAAUUCCACUCAAGUUUUCAAUAUUUUUGAUGUUAAUUUGCAUAGAAAUUUGAAAGAAUGACAGUCUCAUGGAUGAGCACAGAAAUAGUUUCAGCACAUGAUUUUGUUAAAAACCACUUACAGAUUUAAAUUUAAACGCAGUUGUAAAGAGAGAAAAAUUCUGUGACAUGGCAGAUACACAUCUGAUGUUUGUAGACUGUUACACAUUGAAGUUUAAAUUUAUUCCCUUUAUUAUUUUUGUUUUGCUGUAGAGGAUGAAAAUGAAAAACAAGAGAAACAACUUAUAAUUAUAAAUGCCCCAUUACAUGUUUUAUUUUAAUAGAAUUUAUAAAAAUCCCUCACUUAUUUUCUUCCGCCUAAAUGUCUUACUUCGUUCCAUUAAAUUUCCUUCAAGCAGUACAUAAUUUUCUCAUAUUCGGAAGUCGUGCUGUAGCUCAGUCAUUCUUUUUAAAUUUUUCAUCUGUCUGAAGACUAGUAAAAUACGUUCAGCAUGUCCACUGAGUACUUGUUGGGCAUUAUUUUCUAACAGAAGAUAAAUUUUUCAUAUCUUUAGAGGGACACCUAAUAGGUUUGAACCAUAUUAUGUUAUCCAUAUGUAAAGUAGAUUGUUGUAAAGCUGUUAUUACUGUGGUAAAACUGACAUGGCUGUGGUGCUUCCUGGUUGUACUUCAUUUAGAUGAUGUAUUUGAGGCUAAAUCUGGGCACUGAUGACCAUGCAGUGAUUGCCCCACAAACCUGUCACUAUCGUCUUUAGGGUAAAUCACAGAUCAUAAAAUAUGGGAGGCUCUGAGCAAUUUACGAGCACACAGAAAAGACUAAAAAUUGCGUAUGUUUUGUGUUAAGCCUGGUCAGCUGACAUGUUUUUGUCUUCAAAAAUCAUCUUUCUGCAAAAUAAUAGUGCUUUCUCUUUUCUUAUUGUUUAACCGUACAUGUUUUGACACUAAUCUGUCAGAUUAUGUGGCUGUCAUUUUCAUUCCUGUAGCUGCAUCAGUAGUGGCCUGCUGGUAGACAUUUCAUAACAUGGACAGCAUGCCAUGUGUUUCAUCAGAUUGUGAAUCAUAAAGUGUGUUUCUUGAGAUAAAUUAUGCACAUUCACCCCCCCCCCCCCCCUCUCUCUCUCUCUCUCUCUCUCUCUCUCUCUCUCUCUCUCUCUCUCUCUCUCUGUGUGUGUGUGUGUGUGUGUGUGUGUGUGUGUGUGUGUGUGUGUGUGUGUGUGUGUGUUUGGAUUUGGAGAACAUUUAAAGAAAGCUAAGAAAUCUUGCCUACUCUGCGUGCUUUUCAGUCAAUGUUUUGUUUUAUUUGGGCAACUGUAGGAUGUUAAAGAAGUGGCUGUGUAUAUAAAAGUAAGAAGAGAAAUGACUAAAUAAGUGUUAUGAAUGUCAUAAUGUUACUCACUUCUAAGACUGAAAGCACAGUACUGUGAUUUUUUUUUUUUUUUCCCUUCCCUCAGUGAAAACACAAAUAUAAGACUCUCACUAAGGUCGAAGAAUUUUGUAUGAGUUUUGUGACUACAUACAACAUUGAUAGUAGUAUUAGAAAUGAAUAAAUAUUUUAUUUUUCUUUUCUUUCUAAAAUUUAAUUUAUUGAGCUUAAAAAGACUGUGUUGAGUAAUACUUUUUCAAUCUUUCUGUAAUUACUUCAACUUUUUUCAAAAUAUGAUUUAUCAAGAUCAACAAAACAAGUAUUACAGUUCCUAUUAGCUUUCUCAUAGUGUUAAUCAGUGUCAACCAUAGUAUUUAAAGUUUACAAAAAGAAAAUAGUCUCAGACAACCAAAUCUUUUGCAUGUGUUAGUCACAGUACACAGUGGACAAUUUGUUGACGGAAUUUCAGAUGAGUAUUUUUGUAGAGUGUGUGUGUGUGUGUGUGUGUGUGUGUGUGUGUGUGUGUGUGUCUACAUGAAAAAAUUUAUCCAACAAAGAGCACUUUUAAUUACAUUUAUUUUAUCAUGGUAACUGAGAAAGAUCACACAUUGGGAAUAUUUUCCCCCUCCCAAAAAAGGGUGGAGGAAGGGGAUAAAAUCUAGUUAUUUUUUUAUAUGGUGCACAACCACAGUAAUGUGGAACUGCUUAUUUUUUCCAUAUCCUAGAUGCUUCUCCUGAAUGUGUUCUGUAAAUCUCAGAAUCUUUUCCCAUGCUUUUCACAACUGAUGAACAGUUUUUGCAUUCUGUGAACUGUUUUCAUUAGAAAUGGAUACUUUGUUAACUUGGAAACUAAAAUAUUUUAUCAACAGUAGACUGUUGGUUUGUUGGUUGGUAUAAAAGAGGAGAAGUGGGGGGGGGGGGGGGGGGGGGACCAAACUGCUAGGUCAUCGGUCCCAGUAGAAAAUUGCAUUGACUUAUUGGAUAUAUCCAAGCACUCCAGAAAAUGAUCACAUGAGCCCAAUUUUCAUAAGCUGUAAGCUUCCUCCUCCUUAAAUGUGUGCACAGGGUAUUAAAUAGCAAGUUUGCAGUAUUUAAAGAAAAUUGCAGUUUUCUCAAUUGAGAGAACUCUCUGUAACACUUUUCUUACAUCAAGGGGGAAAAAAACAUAAGUGACUAUAUAUUAGUGUUGGAGCAAUGAAAAUGUUUUGCUGAUUUUUAUUAAAAUUUUAUGGGUGAUGGACUACCUUUCUGAAAUAUUGUCAGUAGUAUUCUAGUAAAGAAACUCACUAUGAGUACUUUUGUUUUCAUAUCGUCAUUUCAAGGACUGUUACAUUUUGAUGCCAUUGAAUAGUUCUUAAGAAGGCUGAUACUUGAUUCUUAUGUAUGUAAUGUGUGGUGUAUUAUCUAUUUCUAAUGUGUCAGUGACUGAAACAUGUAAUUAUAUAUUAAGUAAGUUCAGGUACAUACACCAAGCUGUGCCCUAAAAGUCAAACCAGUUGUGGAAGCAUGUAAAUAUGUGUUACUGUAAAGCUCAAAGUGAUCAUUGUUUGUGUACUUCAUGUCAUAUGCAUAAUUCAUCAACAUAAUGUGCACACUGCCCAAAUCUGAACAAGGCUGGCUUAAAAAGAUAGUCGUUAAUUGUUACUUUCCUGCAAAACUGUAAGCUGAAUCAACAAGCUCAUAGAAAUUGCAGGUUUUAAAUUUGUCGUGCUGUCGGCACCAUUUGUUGUUAACCUUUUCCACAUAAUUAGCAAUGUGGGGAAAAGCAGUAGCAGAUAUCAAAUUCAGAAGCAGUUAUGUGUAUUAUUUUUAAUUUUUUGAGAAUUUAUAUUUGUAUUUGUUUAGACAAGAUCACUUGCAGUCCAGGAAAUUCUUACUCUAGUGGUGCUAUUAAGUAUUUGGUACAAUAUUCAGGUGCAGGCAAUGCCUUGACAAGUAGAUAAUAUACAAACAUUUUCUUGAGAUAAAAACUUCUUAAGUUUUUUCUGAUGUAAUUGUCAUGGUUUUAAAAAUGUUCAUCAAUAAACAUGACAGUUUAUAAUGUAAAUACAUGUCUGAAACUUAUAUUAUUAAAAUUUUGUAGAAUACUGAUAA